CUCCUCUUUCCUACCCCUUUUCUCCAUCAAAACCCUCUCCACCAGAGUCUCCCGAUUCCUCUGCACCUCAUCUUCUUCUAAUGCUCCUCCUCAUCAUCUUCAACCCAUACUACUAAUAAUGGCGGAUAAUAAAACCCACACCCAGCUCAGUCCGCCAAAAGCCGACGACCCAAAACCCUUAAUUUACCCAGUUCCAUUGUCUCCCCCGUUUCCUCUGAUAUCGAAGCAGAUAGAGCUGAACAGAGCCCUCUCUGCGUCUUCGAAAUCAACCCUCUUUACUCUCUCGAGAAGUGAUGUAGUCUUCGAAGACGAGUAUCUGAUCGUCGUCAAUAAACCUCGGGGAAUUUAUUGCGAGACAGUCUUGUCCGCGAUCCCUCGUCUUCUCCAUGAUUCCCAAGUUGCAUCUGCAGGGACCGGAAUAAAAAACCCACAAGAAUUCCAUCUUGCAAAUCGACUGGAUCGUGACACGAGUGGUGUAAUGGUCAUAACCAAAUCUCAUAAAGUUGCAGGGAAGCUCGUGAAGGCAUUUACAGAUCACAAAGUUUCAAAGACAUACGUGGCUCUGUGUUGCGGCUCUGCUCCAAAUUGGGACAGCAUCAGCAUAAGGUCUGGUCAUGGAAGAUCGAAGCAUGGUGCCUGGAGAGUUUAUGCCGCAUCGGAUGUGGGUCGAUCGCUCCCAGGAGGUUCCGUAGUCAGGGAUAUGGCAACUUCAUUCCAAGUGCUAUCAGUGAACGGGAGGGAGAGAUUCAAAAACCCAACAACCAAAUCAAGUACUGAUCAACAAGAAGAAUUAGGUGAAGAACAAGAAGAAGAAAUGCUGGUUGUGGAAGAUGUUGGUGUGGGUGUCGCAUCCUCCACAGAUGAUGGUAAGAAAGAUGAGAUUUUGAUAAGAGCCAAUCCUCAAAGCGGUAGAACUCACCAGAUCCGCUUACAUUGUCAGUAUUUGGGGUUACCAAUAUGUGGGGAUGUGAAGUAUGAAGGCCCUCAUGAAUGGAAAGGGAAGACUUGGGAUGGCCAUGCCCUUCAUGCUCAGACCUUAUCUUUACAUCACCCAGUCACUGGUGUCCCUCUUAUAUUCCAAGCUCCUCUACCCUCCUGGGCCAAACCCAUUCAUUCCUAAA
Messenger RNA from Telopea speciosissima, 1121 nucleotides. RefSeq names its product RNA pseudouridine synthase 1. Gene Ontology annotation, molecular function: pseudouridine synthase activity; RNA binding. Lineage: Eukaryota; Viridiplantae; Streptophyta; Magnoliopsida; Proteales; Proteaceae. Bases 119 to 1120 code for a protein of 333 amino acids. The transcript is spliced from 2 exons. Gene Ontology annotation, biological process: pseudouridine synthesis. The record is from RefSeq and is a predicted model, not a curated record.